CACUGUCACUGUCAGUCAAAUCGAUCGAUAAUCGUGCUUCUGCCUGUGUUUACAAAUUUUAUCGGCAACACGUGAGGUCUUUUAAUUUGAACUUAUUGUUUUUAUCUACAAAAUGCCAGGACCGGACUUGUUAUCAAGUCAAGGACUCCGCCUUGACGGACGACGGCCUCACGAGCUUCGGCGUAUUCAAUGCAAACUUGGUGUUUUCACACAACCUGAUGGAAGCGCUUAUUUGGAACAAGGAAACACAAAAGUUUUAGCUGCAGUUUAUGGCCCUCACCAAGCCUCCAAAGCCAAAAGCUUACCAGAUAGCGUAGUGGUCAACUGCCAGUACAGCAUGGCUACAUUUUCCACAGGUGAGAGAAAGAACCGUCAGCGUGGCGACCGCAAAUCCCAGGAGAUGUCCAUGCAGCUGAGACAGGCCCUGAUGGCAGCCAUCAAAACAGAGCUGUACCCGCGCUCACAGAUAGACAUCUACGUUGAAGUAUUACAGGCCGACGGCGGCGCAUACUGCGCAGGCGUGAACGCAGCGACUCUCGCGCUGAUCGACGCCGGCAUUCCUAUCAAGGCAUACAUGAUUGCCUGCACUGCUUCCAUGGCUUGGAAGGGAGGAGAACCGGAGCCUUUAGUGGAUGUCAGUCACGUGGAGGAAGCGGCUGGGGGGGUCGUGUUGACUGUCGCUAGUUUGCCUAGCACUGGAAGCAUUGGUUUAAUUGAAAUGUCCCACCGACUUCACAUGGAUUAUUUUGAUAUGGUUUUAAGUAGAGCUAUGCAGGGAUGUAAAGAUAUUGAGGCAAUUCUCGACAAAGCAGUGAGGGAUCAUUUGGCUGAAGGCUGGACAAAGUCCAAUGAUGAUGUGGUUACUAUUUAAAAUAAAUAUAAUUAUCCUUUU
This is a messenger RNA of Helicoverpa armigera (cotton bollworm), 892 nucleotides long. RefSeq names its product exosome complex component RRP41 (gene Ski6). The coding region runs from base 113 to 871 and encodes 252 amino acids. The transcript has 6 exons. NCBI's taxonomy places the organism in Eukaryota, Metazoa, Arthropoda, Insecta, Lepidoptera, Noctuidae. The record is from RefSeq and is a predicted model, not a curated record. Gene Ontology annotation, biological process: nuclear mRNA surveillance; U4 snRNA 3'-end processing; poly(A)-dependent snoRNA 3'-end processing. Gene Ontology annotation, cellular component: cytoplasmic exosome (RNase complex); nucleolus; nuclear exosome (RNase complex).